UAGGGGCAGUCAUUUUCCAGGUGGGUGAUUUGGUGUAUAGGGGGGGGAAGUUAGUAUUGUAAAGGGGACAGUCACCUAAGGGGGGUAAUUAUUAUGCAUCAGGAGCAGUUUGGAUAGAUAGGAAGAUGGGGGCAGGGCAGAAUAUAAGGGGGGUAGAAUGAAGUGGGGGGAUCUCUGAUCAAGAAAGGGCAAUUAAGGUGCACCCCCCCGGGUUCCUCUCCACCAUGCGGUUGACGCUACACAAGAAGAAGAUCGCCGCCCUGCUGCUUUUCCUGGGAAUGGCCGCCUGCGCCUGGCUCCUCCUCACCUCCUCCAGCGAGGACCACCCGGCCGCCUUGCCCUUCCCGGUGCCGUCGCUGCCCGUCGAGACCCGCCACCCCUCCGGCUUCCUGCUGCCCCGGGGUUCCCCUCUUCAGAUGCGGCUGGCGGCCUACAGCAACAACCUCCGGCAACCGAUCUUCAACGCCGAACGGUUCCACGGGCGCCCCGAGCUGGUGGUGGUGGUACAGGUCCGCGGAGGGCCAGGGACCGGCGCCCGCUUGAAGCUGCUGGCCGAGUCGCUGCAGACCGCUGGCCCGGGCGCAACCGGCCGCCUCCUCCUGGUGCUGAGCAUGGAAAAGCCGUGCGCCGAGGCCGUCGAAGCCAUGAACGCCAUAGACUUCUGCCGGGUGAUGCCCAUCUACUUCCCGUACAGCGCCACCUUCUACCCGGACGAGUUCCCGGGCUCGGACCCGGCCGACUGCCCCAGGGACCUGCCCAAAGAGACCGCCAAAUUGAAAGGUUGCACCAACGCGGAUUACCCCGACACUCACGGACACUACCGGGAAGCGGCCUUCGCCCAGGAGAAGCACCACUGGUGGUGGAAGCUGCACUUCACCUGGCAGACGCUGCGGGAGGUGGUCGGGUACAGCGGCUACACCCUUUUCCUGGAGGAGGGCAGCUACCUGCUCCCGGAUUGGCUGCACGCCCUCAGACUCAUGCAGAAGCAGUGCAAGGAGGAAGGGUGCCACUUGCUCAGCCUCGGGGGCGCACCCAGCCCGGACUCGAUGCCCGACCCCCAACAGCUGGAGAUUAGUGGCUUUGUGGCGCCCAAGCACCGCUCCGCCCUCGCCAUUUCCCGGGAGGUCUACUACCAACUGAUGGGCUGCCUGGCCGAGUUCUGCACCUACGACGACUACAACUGGGACUGGAGCCUCCAGCACGUGUCCGCCACCUGCCUGUCCCACCCGCUCAAGGUGCUGUCCGCCCGCCUCCCGCGGGUCCUCAACCUCCCCGGCCAACCCAACGAAAGGGGGAUGUGCGCCCGCACCGGCCCCUGUGCCAACAUGGACGCCGCCUCGCAGGCCCUGCGGGAGAAAGUGCGCGAGCUGAGCGGCCGCCUCUUCCCCAAAACCGUGGAGGUGACCGCCAGGCAGCAGGACGUGCGCAACCCGCCGCCCAUGAAGAACGGGGGCUGGGGGGACAUCAGGGACCAUGCGCUGUGCCAGAGCUACGCCAGGCUGUGAAGAGAGCCAGCUCUGCCACCAAAGCCUUCAGAACUGCGACCAAAGUCAUAAAGUUUACUCAGGAAUUCCUGCAAGCGGGGAAAGCCGACUUCAGUUUGCGUUGCUGCUGUGACCUCACCGAGCACGUUACCGCCAUGAAGGUGCCUUAAAGGGACAGAACACGUUUCU
This is a messenger RNA of Rana temporaria (common frog), 1673 nucleotides long. Its product is annotated as alpha-1,6-mannosyl-glycoprotein 2-beta-N-acetylglucosaminyltransferase-like. The transcript has a single exon. Gene Ontology annotation, cellular component: Golgi stack; Golgi membrane. Bases 225 to 1505 code for a protein of 426 amino acids. Gene Ontology annotation, molecular function: alpha-1,6-mannosylglycoprotein 2-beta-N-acetylglucosaminyltransferase activity. NCBI's taxonomy places the organism in Eukaryota, Metazoa, Chordata, Amphibia, Anura, Ranidae. Gene Ontology annotation, biological process: oligosaccharide biosynthetic process; protein N-linked glycosylation. The record is from RefSeq and is a predicted model, not a curated record.